AUGCCUGACAAUACCAAUCAUGUCGUUGACGUCGCCGACGAUGGCUUUGAGGUUGAGAACGCGCUCUUACCGUUUGAUAGCGACCAGAUAUCAAAUCUACGACCCUCUGACUCAGCUUCGCAAGUAUCUAAGGUUACUUCCACGAGCACUACUUCCUCCUCCUCUUCUAAGCGUAAGCGUACGCUUCGGUCGGAUGUCUGGGUAUAUUGUAGAGAGGGUAGGGAGGAGGACGGCGAAUUAAUUCAGCAUAAGACAGGUCGCUAUUACUACUGUAAGCUCUGCUCAGCGGGGUAUACUAACUCAGAAGCUGCUUGGAGCCAUCUGAAGUCAGCGUAUGGUAUUGUGAAGCCGGAGGAAGCGUCCAAGAGAGCAACCACGGCUGCUAACAGCCCUUUAAAGCGAAGUUUUGCAGCUACGGCUUUAAAGAUGGCUGCUCAGAAGGAGCGAGUGGCCCAGGCGACAAUGGGCGAUAUCAUUAACCAAGAGCGUUUUAAUGAAGCCUUAGUGCGGUUGAUUGUAAUGCGUAAUCUACCUAUCAGCGCCGUUGAAUGGCCAGAGUUAGAAGAUCUGCUUAAAGCUACAAACCCAGCCGUAGACGGUCCUCAAGACAAAGCUACAACGCUGCCCCUUAAGAUCCACCUUGCUGUUGAUUGUUGGUCGUCGCCAAACCGCAAAAGCCUCAUGGCUAUCUGUGCGCAGUUUGUUGAUGAUGGAAAACUCCAGAAGGCGUUGAUCGCGCUGCCUGAGUUACAAUCUCAUACUGGCAAAGAGACAGCCAGCGCUAUUAUUCGAACUCUUAACUCUUAUGAGAUCUUCCACCUACUAGGCUAUAUUGUCAGCGAUAAUGCCUCCGGAAAUGAUAAGAUGAUGAGGUUUGUGGAAGAAUCAAGAGGCGGAGCUUAUGAGGCAGAACACUAUCGAAUAAGGUGCUUUGGCCAUAUUCUUAACCUCGCUGCUCAAGCCUUCCUUUUUGCAAAGGACAAGUCGGCAGUUAAUGAAGCUAUUCGACAGAUCAAGGAUUCUGCUACUGACGUAGACGACAACCUUACGGCUCAUCUACGCUCGGCAGAAGCAGCUGGCUGGAGGCAGAUGGGCGCCCUUGGUAAGCUUCAUAACAUUGAAGUCCACUUUCGCGCGUCUGACGCUCGUUACAAUGAGUUCAAGAAGCUUGCAAAAGGCAGGGUACUACCACAAGAAAAUGCAACGCGCUGGAACAGCUGGUAUAAGGUUGUGGACGUCGCCCGGCAGGAGGUUAUGCGCAGCGCAAUUACUAUCUACUGUCAGCGCUACUCGCAAGAUCUUCAAGACGAUACACUUGACAGUGACGACUGGCAAGUUAUCAACGAUACCUAUAACUUCCUCUCCACCUUUAACCGCGCGACUUUGCUCACGCAAGGCGACAGCGCGACAAUUGACAAGGUUAUUCAUACAAUGGAUAUUAUUACCAAAGUUUACAAGAACGAGACGGAACGUGCAAAGUUGCUCAAUAAGCCGCGAUACCUCUCUGCCCUCAUGACUAGCUGGUACCUUUUUGAUAAGUACUAUGCCAAAACCUCUGACAGCUCGGUCUAUGCCGCUGCGCUCCUCCUCCAUCCCUCCUUCCGCUUACAAUAUAUACAAGAUAACUGGGAUAAAAGCUGGAGGGAGCCGGCGCUAAGAGCCGCAAGGAACCUUUGGAAGGAACAGUACGCCACGCGCCAAGUUGAUAAGUUACAAACUAGUGGUGCUGAGAGAUCUUCAACAGCGACGUCAGCUGAGCCAUCUGCCUUUGACUUGGCGAUGGGCCAGAUGAAGCUCGCCGCACCUGUUGAAGAUGAGUUUGAGCUAUUUAUUAAACAGGCUCAAAGUACGCUACCUGCCAGCACGACUGCGCUUGAGUGGUGGCUGGAUCCAGCUCGCAAGAAGGACUACCCGCGACUCUAUUACAUGGCAGUAGAUAUACUUUCCAUACCUGCUAUGAGCGCCGAGCCUGAGCGUAUCUUUUCUGGAGCUAGGCGGACAGUUACAUGGACACGCUUUUGUCUUGGAUCUAGUGCUAUUGAGCGCUCAGAGUGCUUAAGGAGCUGGAUACGGGCAAAAGUCACAAUACCUGAGCAACUACUAUUCACUGAGGUCGGCAGCGGUGAGAUUGCAAUAGAGAUGGAUUGA
Pochonia chlamydosporia 170 is the source of this 2148-nucleotide messenger RNA. Its product is annotated as transposase-like protein. The coding region runs from base 1 to 2148 and encodes 715 amino acids. Lineage: Eukaryota; Fungi; Ascomycota; Sordariomycetes; Hypocreales; Clavicipitaceae. The transcript has 3 exons. Gene Ontology annotation, molecular function: protein dimerization activity. The record is from RefSeq and is a predicted model, not a curated record.